GCGUACUUCCUCUACUGCUUCUUCUUGAUAUAGCCCCGCCCAUCUACCCGAAGCCGGAGCCGAUUGGCUCCCUCUGGAAAAAUCUGUGGGCGGGGUAAAGGUAAGCGGGCACAGGCGCUGUGAAAUUCUCAGAGCCCAUUAGGCCCCGCCCAUUCCCUCCGAGUCGGUGAGGAGGGGAAAAGAAGGCGCAGGCGCAACUGCCCUCCCAGGGCCCCAGCGGAAUCCACGCCCUCCCCUAAGUCUUAAAGGGCUAGAGGCAGCACUUACUGCUUGGGCCCUUCCUCACUUUUGGGGGGCGGGGUGCGCACGCGCAGUGGGGGAGCUCUGGGGUGGGGGUAGCGGUCGAGUAUCAAGUUGCUUUCUGUCCUGGCAGAGGAAACCAGAUCGCUCAGGGUCCAGUCGCCAGCUUGCCUCCCGCUAUAUCCAUUGGAAGAGAAAAGUUUGUGACUUGAGCCCCCAAGUUUUGAGAGAACUGGGCUUUAGGUGCGGGGGCACAGAGGAGGCUCGUGGGGAGCGUUCCUCAUGGAGCCUACCCAGCCUGCAGAGGACCUCAUCCUGACCCAGCUGCCCCCUGCCUCAGAACUUGGGGACCCUGAAGACCCGGGAGAGGAGGCCGCAGAUGGCUCAGACACUGUGGUCCUCAGUCUCUUCCCCUGCACCCCCGAGCCUGUGAAUCCCGAACCGGAUGCCAGUGUUUCCUCUCCACAGGCAGGCAACUCCCUGAAGCACUCUACCACUCUCACCAACCGGCAGCGGGGGAACGAGGUGUCAGCUCUGCCGGCCACCCUAGACUCCCUGUCCAUCCACCAGCUCGCGGCGCAGGGGGAGCUCGACCAGCUGAAGGAGCAUUUGCGGAAAGGUGACAACCUCGUCAACAAGCCAGACGAGCGCGGCUUCACUCCCCUCAUCUGGGCCUCGGCCUUUGGAGAGAUUGAGACCGUUCGCUUCCUGCUGGAGUGGGGUGCCGACCCCCACAUCCUGGCCAAAGAGCGAGAGAGCGCCCUGUCGUUGGCCAGCACUGGCGGCUAUACAGACAUUGUGGGGCUGUUGCUGGAGCGUGACGUGGACAUCAACAUCUAUGACUGGAAUGGAGGGACGCCGCUGCUGUACGCCGUGCGUGGGAACCACGUGAAAUGCGUUGAGGCCUUGCUGGCCCGAGGUGCUGACCUCACCACCGAAGCCGACUCUGGCUACACCCCGAUGGACCUUGCCGUGGCCCUGGGAUACCGGAAAGUACAACAGGUGAUCGAGAACCACAUCCUCAAGCUCUUCCAGAGCAACCUGGUGCCCGCUGAACCUGAGUGAAGGCCGCCCGCUGGGGACUCAGACACUCAGGGAACAAAACAGUUGGCCAGAGCUGGGGAAACCUAGAACUGGCUUCAAAGGCAGCUCCUGGACAGGUGGUGGGAGGGGACUCUUCCCAAGAGGAACCAAUAAACCUUCUGUGCAGAA
This is a messenger RNA of Piliocolobus tephrosceles (Ugandan red Colobus), 1452 nucleotides long. RefSeq names its product regulatory factor X associated ankyrin containing protein (gene RFXANK). Gene Ontology annotation, molecular function: protein binding. Gene Ontology annotation, cellular component: nucleus. Lineage: Eukaryota; Metazoa; Chordata; Mammalia; Primates; Cercopithecidae. The record is from RefSeq and is a predicted model, not a curated record. Gene Ontology annotation, biological process: positive regulation of transcription by RNA polymerase II. The coding region runs from base 523 to 1305 and encodes 260 amino acids. The transcript has 9 exons.